AUGGACAUUGAGCAAUUCAGGAAGGCCGGAUAUCAGGCUAUUGAUCGCAUUUGCGAUUACUACUACUCCCUGCAGGAGAGAUCUGUUGUGUCUAAGGUCGAGCCAGGAUACCUAAGGCAGCACAUUCCUCUUGAACCACCGGAGAAGGGAGAGGACUUCCAAGCCAUCGCGGACGACUACCAGAAGUUCAUACUUCCAGGUUUGACCCACUGGCAACACCCAUCGUUCUUUGCCUAUUUUCCAACGGCAUGCACUUUCGAAGGGAUGCUCGGCGACUUGUAUGCCUCGAGCACUUGCAAUCCAGGGUUCAAUUGGUUGGCCAGCCCGGCAUGCACAGAACUUGAGGCGAUCGUGAUGGACUGGGCAGCGAGCUUCUUGGGUUUGUCUCCUGCCUUUACGAACGCAUCUGGGAUCGGUGGAGGUGUCAUUCAGACGACUGCCUCAGACUCAGUCCUCGCCACCGUGGUUGCGGCCCGUGCACGCUACCAGCGGGAACACCCUGACGUCAAAUUAGAAGACCUCGUCAUAUACACCACAUCUCAAACACACUCUCUAGGAUCCAAAGCUGGACUGGUGUUCGGCGUACAUGUACGCGCCAUCGACGUCGAUUUGGACGACCAGCUUUCUCUUCGCGGAGAAGCACUUCGCAAUGCCUUGGAGGAGGAUGCUAGAAUUGGGCGUCAUCCAUUCAUUUUGAUUGCGACAGUAGGUAGUACGUCUUCCGGGGCGGUAGACAGCAUCCCCGAAAUUCGAGAAGUCGCCAAGGACUACCCAUCUCUUUGGGUCCACAUUGACGCUGCAUGGGCGGGUUCUGCACUGUCCUGCCCAGAGAAUCGCGGUGUUCUCCACUUGGAAGACUUCAACGCUUUCGCCGACUCAGUCUGUACCAACUUCCACAAAUGGGGUCUUGUUAACUUCGACUGCUCGGCUCUAUGGGUUCGGAAUAGGAAGAAUCUCACAGAGGCCUUAGACAUUACCCCGACGUACUUGAGGACGAAACAUGGAGAUGCUGGUACUGUUAUCGAUUAUCGUAACUGGCAUUUAUCUUUAGGACGUCGCUUCCGCUCCUUGAAAUUGUGGUUCGUGCUGCGCGGAUUCGGUGUUGAGGGAUUCAGAACAUACAUCCGUCGGUGCAUCGAACUCAACAACUUGUUCGCACAGCAAGUUAAGACCUCUGAGCAUCUCCAGCUUGUCACGAAACCCUCUCUUGCCCUGACGGUCUUCCGACUCAUUCCAAGGCCAGUAUCUCCAGACCAACCGAAAUUCUCUCUUGGCCCACUGAACGAACUAAAUCGCAUCUUCUUCGGUCGCCUCUCAGCGCGAGACGACAUCAUGCUGACACAAACCAGUCUGAACGGAAUCUUCUGCGUCAGGCUUGCUGUUGGUGCUGCUCGUACGACAGAAGAACAUGUCCAACAAGCUUACGAUAUUGUGAGCAAAGAGGCGAAGGUGGCGCUAGAGAGUUGGGAGCAGACUGCAAACACCGCUGGAGCAAUUAUUGUUGCCUAA
Cyclocybe aegerita is the source of this 1509-nucleotide messenger RNA. The record is from the annotation of a GenBank genome assembly. NCBI's taxonomy places the organism in Eukaryota, Fungi, Basidiomycota, Agaricomycetes, Agaricales, Hemipholiotaceae.